Messenger RNA from Daucus carota subsp. sativus, 1243 nucleotides. RefSeq lists its product as uncharacterized. The record is from RefSeq and is a predicted model, not a curated record. NCBI's taxonomy places the organism in Eukaryota, Viridiplantae, Streptophyta, Magnoliopsida, Apiales, Apiaceae. The transcript has 3 exons. The coding region runs from base 222 to 986 and encodes 254 amino acids.
AAUGGAGGGCCACACUGGAACUAGAAGCCAUUGGGUUGUCCACAAUCCUUAUAAAGACGGGCAACACGAAUUGAAGUUCAAAGUCUGAUGCACUGUAUCUGCAUCAUUUUUAAGACCUGUCGGAUGCACAGCUUGCUACAUAUUUUUAUUAUUGCAGAGUGGGCACCCUCAGUAAUAAACCAUUUCAGAUUUGCUAUAUAUAUGCAAGUGCAAUAGACAGAAUGUCAAGGCAAAACACUCUCUCUUGUUUUAUAAUUAAGGUUGCCCAAAAACCUGAACAAAACCAUUCACGCAAGGCUUAUAAUUUAAUUAAGAUGGGUUGCUGGUCUGCUGAAAAUGCCACUAAAGCUUAUCUCAGAACCAUCAAAAUGGGAAAUACUGAUAAAGAACCGAAUGUAGCUGAGUUCAUUUCAGCACUAUCAGCUGGAAACAAUGCACAACUGAUGGUGGUUGCUUGUGCCACCGCAGCAGGUUCACCAGCGCUUGGACUAGUUGCUGCAGCUGAUCAAACUGGAGGAAGAGUUAUCUGUAUCGUACGUGAUGAAGAAGAACUUCAUACUUCAAUUAGUACACUUGGAUGGAAUGCCAGUCGCGUUGAGUUUGUUGUUGGGGAACCUCAAACUUUGUUGUCAAGUGAAUACAGAAACGCGGAUCUUGUAGUCAUAGACUGCAAACUUGAAAACCGUGAAGAGAUAUUUAAGGCCGUGCAAAUAUCAGCCGCGAGGGCUAAGACUAAUACCACUGUUUUAGGUUACAAUGCAUUCUGCAAGGAUUCCUGGCAAUGGAGUGGCUCCAAGACUCAGUUUUUGCCCAUUGGAGAUGGCCUGUUGAUGACUACAAUAGCAGCAAAAGUUGAGCCUUCUGGUGGUGAAAAUGGUGGUUUGGGAAAGAGAAGUCGUUGGAUAGUUAAAGUUGACAAGUGUACAGGUGAAGAGCAUGUGUUCAGAGUCAGGUCAUCUCAUGGAAGAGCUAUAAUCAAGGCAUAAAUUAUUCUGAUGUGCUUAAUAUGAAAGAAUGUAAAUAGCAGAUAGUAUUUUGGCAAUUUAAAUAUCUGAAGAUUCUAGCAAGCAAGAUCUUGAAUUGGUUUCUCCAAUCAGAUUUAAGCUGUUCAAAUUGUGAACAAAUAUAUCAGGUGCUUUUCUGAAAUACUUCUUUUCACUCACAAGGACUUGAUCUGUCGAUCAUGUUAAACUAAGUACUUUCUCAUUGCCAACUGAUUCAACACUGGUAGCUCAGUUAAACA